AUGGGAGAUGAAGAUUGGGAAGCAGAAAUAAUUAAACCUCAUGUGUCUUCCUACGUUCCUGUAUUUGAGAAGGAUAGGUAUUCUUCUGGAGCAAAUGGAGACACUUUUAACAGGACUCCAGCUUCAUCAGAAAUAGAUGAUGGAUCUUCUCGAAGAGAUCAUUUCAUGAGAAGCGGAUUUGCCUCUGGGAGGAGUUUGGGAAACAGAGAUGCUGGCGAGUCUAAUAAAAGAGAGAAUACUUCCACAAUGGGUGGUUUUGGAGUAGGAAAGUGUUUUGGAAACAGAGGUUUUUCAAAUAACAAGUUUGAAGAAGGUGAUAGCUCUGGUUUCUGGAGAGAGGCUAAUAAUGACUGUGAAGAUAAUCAAACACGGAACAGAGGGUUUUCCAAGAGAGGAGGCUAUCAAGAUGGAAAUGAUUCAGAAGCUUCAGGGUCAUCCAGAAGAGGUGGAAGAGGUAGCUUCCGAGGUUGCCGUGGAGGAUUUGGUCUAGGAAGUCCAAAUAGCGAAUUUGAACAAGAUGAGGGAACGCAGCGCACCAGUGGCCUUUUUGGAUCCAGAAGACCAGCAUUAAGUGGCACAGGUAAUGGUGACAUUUAUCAAAGCAGAAGUGGCAGUGGAAGUAGACGAGGUGGUUAUAAAGGUUUAAAUGAAGAAAUAAUAACAAGCUCUGGAAAGAAUUCUUGGAAGUCAGAAGCUGAAGGAGGAGAAAGUGGUGACACUCAAGGACCGAAAGUGACCUAUAUACCACCUCCUCCACCUGAGGAUGAGGACUCCAUCUUUGCACAUUAUCAGACAGGCAUAAACUUUGACAAAUAUGAUACUAUUCUUGUAGAAGUAUCUGGACAUGAUGCACCACCAGCAAUUUUGACUUUUGAAGAAGCUAAUCUCUGUCAGACACUGAAUAGCAACAUUGCGAAAGCCGGUUAUACUAAACUUACUCCUGUGCAAAAAUACAGUAUUCCUAUUAUACUAGCAGGACGGGAUUUGAUGGCUUGUGCUCAGACAGGAUCUGGAAAAACUGCAGCUUUUCUCUUGCCAAUUUUGGCUCAUAUGAUGCGUGAUGGAAUAACUGCCAGUCGUUUUAAAGAACUGCAGGAACCAGAGUGUAUUAUUGUAGCACCAACUCGAGAAUUGAUCAAUCAGAUCUAUUUGGAAGCCAGAAAAUUUUCUUUUGGGACUUGUGUAAGAGCCGUUGUUAUAUAUGGGGGAACCCAGUUGGGGCAUUCAAUUCGACAGAUAGUACAAGGCUGUAAUGUAUUAUGUGCUACUCCUGGGAGACUGAUGGAUAUCAUAGGUAAAGAAAAGAUUGGUCUCAGGCAAGUCAAAUAUUUAGUUUUGGAUGAAGCUGAUCGCAUGCUGGAUAUGGGUUUUGGACCAGAAAUGAAGAAGUUAAUUUCUUGCCCAUUUCAAACUAAAUGUCUUUUGUUGGCCGCGGAUUUUUUAAAGUCUAAUUAUUUGUUUGUUGCUGUUGGACAAGUGGGUGGAGCAUGUAGAGAUGUUCAGCAGACCAUUCUCCAAGUUGGCCAGUACUCAAAAAGAGAAAAACUUGUCGAAAUUCUACGAAACAUAGGUGAUGAAAGAACUAUGGUCUUUGUUGAAACUAAGAAAAAAGCAGAUUUUAUUGCUACUUUUCUUUGUCAAGAAAAGAUAUCAACAACAAGUAUUCAUGGUGAUCGGGAACAGAGAGAGAGAGAACAAGCUCUUGGAGAUUUUCGCUGUGGAAAGUGCCCAGUUCUUGUUGCUACUUCAGUAGCUGCCAGAGGGUUGGAUAUUGAAAAUGUUCAACAUGUUAUUAAUUUUGACCUUUCUUCCACCAUUGAUGAAUAUGUUCAUCGAAUUGGGCGUACUGGUCGUUGUGGAAAUAUUGGCAGAGCUAUUUCCUUUUUUGAUCCUGAAUCAGAUAGCCAUUUAGCACAGCCUCUGGUGAAAGUACUGUCAGAUGCUCAACAGGAUGUUCCUGCGUGGUUGGAAGAAAUUGCCUUUAGCACAUAUGUUCCUGGCUUCAGUGGUAGUACAAGAGGAAAUGUGUUUGCAUCAGUUGAUACUAGAAAGAAUUACCAAGGCAAGAGCACUUUGAACACAGCAGGGUUUUCUUCUUCACAAGCUCCCAGUCCAGUAGAUGAUGAGUCAUGGGAUUAA
Pteropus alecto (black flying fox) is the source of this 2139-nucleotide messenger RNA. It is a transcript of the gene DDX4, whose product is annotated as DEAD-box helicase 4. The transcript is spliced from 21 exons. NCBI's taxonomy places the organism in Eukaryota, Metazoa, Chordata, Mammalia, Chiroptera, Pteropodidae. Gene Ontology annotation, biological process: gamete generation; cell differentiation. Bases 1 to 2139 code for a protein of 712 amino acids. Gene Ontology annotation, molecular function: RNA helicase activity; ATP binding; RNA binding. Gene Ontology annotation, cellular component: nucleus; P granule. The record is from RefSeq and is a predicted model, not a curated record.